AUGACAGAACGAGCAUGCUGUGUAAAUAUAACUAUAGGGGUCCUGGCUGAGCGGUCGGCUGUUUUGGAUUUUCCGUUCUCUAUUAACAGGACGAAGGGUUUAAUUGACAUAGCAAUUAACAAAACUCGUCAUAUGUUGAAAGAUGCUGCUCAUUUGGAGUACGUUAUAAUGCCAUGCGAUGUUCCGACAUGUGUAGCGACAAAAUGGGGAGCGCUUUUUUCAGAGAUGUACCACAAGUAUAGGCCUCACGCUGUGAUAGGGCCAGGUUGCACUCCGUCAGUACAGACAGUGUCACGAAUGGCGGCGUCAUGGAAUAUCCCUCAUAUCACUUACGUCGGCACCGACGAAUCUUUAGGCGACAAGCACGAGUUUUCCAUGUUAUCCCGACUGUCCUUUACCAUGAACUUAUUUGCCACGUUCUAUAUCGAGGUUUUCAAUGCAUUUGAGUGGACAUACAUUGCUAAUAUAUACGAUUCAAACACGUACCUACCUAACCUUGUUGGUACCAGCCUUCAGCGCAGUUUUGCCGAAGAAGCUCCUCAUAUUAAAUCCUAUCCAGUGCCUUUUAAUGGUCAUUCGGAGAAUCUGGCAGCAGAACUAUCAAAGGCAAUUAACCGAGCUGCUACAAAAGCAAGAGUCUUUGUAGUAUCUUGUCUCGGUGAUGUUUUGCGACGAAUGGUUCUACAAGCUCGGAACUCUGUCCUGGCAGGCGAGGAAUACGAAGCCCGUUUGGCUUAUCAGUCUGUAAUGGUAAUUCGACCUCGUCGACCUACCACUCAAGAAUUCUUUGAGUUCGAACAGGACGUGAAGGAUAGAGCACUAACAGAGUAUAACUACACGUGGAGAGAGGAUCAUGAGGUAAACAUUUAUAAUAUUGGCCACUAUGACUCAUUUAUCCUUUAUGCGCAUGCGCUGAACGAGACAUUGUCUGCCGGAGAAGACCCACGAGAUGGCGCCAAAGUCGUCAAAAGGAUGUGGAACAGAACAUUUCCAGGUAUUGGUGGUCCAGUUUUCGUGAAUGAAAAUGGCGACAGGGAUACAGACUUUACUUUGCUUGAUCUUGAUCCCGACACAGGAGAGUUUCAGAUAGUCGCCCAGUACCUUGGGUGGACUAGGAAGUUUGAGUUCAUCCCGAAUGUCUCUAUACAUUGGCCGCAAUCUGGAACCGCACCUCCAAACAUUCCAGCUUGUGGUUUUACUGGAGAACUGUGCGUAACAUUUCGAACAGAAAUUAUAACAUUGAAUCCACAUGACAUUGUACGCCAGUCUCAUAGCUCAAAGGCAACUGGUAUGCUAAGGCGCCAGAAAGCAGAGGCUGAAAUUCACAGUAACUGGUGGCGUAUUACCUUGGAAGACAUUGCCAUGCAGACACAUUCAUCUUUCUUCUCAAGUCGGAGAAAGUAUGAAAGCGACGAAAGGUCAUCGGUGUCACUUGCAACACACGCCGUUUGUUUCCAGACCGUGGGUGUCUAUCGUGGAACUCAAGUUCAUAUUAGAAAGCCGAAGAUCAGGUCUAUAUCUGUAGACAGGAAAUUACUUCUAGAGCUGAAACAGAUGCACCAAAUAACAAGCCCAAACCUUACCCGUCUGAUUGGAAUAUGCCCUGAAGUAGACAAUGUUUGUAUCCUUACUGAACAUUGUUCCAGAGGUAGUCUACAGGAUAUUCUUCACAACGAGUCAUUUCAACUGGACUGGGAUUUUCGGAUUUCCCUGAUUAAUGAUAUUGUAGAGGGUAUGCAUUACCUUCACACGAGCCCAAUACAAACCCAUGGAAGACUGACGAGUUCAAAGUGUGUUAUUGAUAGCAGAUUUGUCCUAAAAAUCACAGAGUUUGGUUUAGAUAGCAUAAACAAUACAACCAGUAAUAGAAGUGUUGAACAAAAUGCGUAUACUUCUUCACUGCCUGAGCUGCUCUGGAUGGCUCCUGAGCAUCUACGUAUAUAUCCACCAAGAAGAUCUUCACAACCUGGCGACGUCUAUAGUUUUGCCAUUAUUUUGUAUGAAAUGUGCACAAGAAACGAGCCUUACGUCAAUGAAAGCUGGUAUAUGUCGUUAGACGAUACCCUUGAAAAAAUAAAACGUGGAGGAACUCGGCCAACAUUAGAUGAGUCUGAAUCACUUCCGGAUGUUGUCAGAUUGACCAAAUGCUCUUGGCUAGAAAUGCCCGAAGACAGACCUUCAUUCUCAAAUAUAAGAAGAGUUAUCAAAACUGUGAAAAUGAAAAGAAAUAUGAACCCGGCGGAAAAUGUUCUAGACGUGUUGUUAAAUCGAAUGGAGCAGUAUGCCAACAACUUGGAGGGCUUGGUUGAAGACAGAACUCAAGCGUUCCUCGAUGAGAAGAAAAAGUCCGAAGAUUUAUUGUACCAAGUCUUGCCUAAGAGUGUUGCUGAUCAGUUGCGUAUAGGAAAUGCUGUUAGCCCCGAGUCAUACAGCUCUGUUACAAUAUAUUUCUCCGAUAUCGUCGGGUUUACAGAAAUAUCCGCUAAAAGUUCACCAUUUCAGAUAGUGGAUUUUUUGAACGACCUGUACACAUGUUUUGACUCAAUCAUUGAAAAUUACAAUGUGUAUAAGGUUGAAACGAUCGGUGAUGCUUACAUGGUGGUGUCUGGACUUCCGGAAAGGAACGGAAACGAGCACGUACGGCAAAUAGCUCGCAUGUCGUUUGAUAUACUACACAACGUGCGCCAGUUUACGAUACGGCACCAGCCUGAAACACGUUUGAAAGCUCGUAUUGGGAUACACACAGGACCUGUGUGCGCCGGUGUUGUGGGAAGGAAAAUGCCUCGUUAUUGCCUUUUUGGCGACACUGUAAAUACUGCGAGUCGAAUGGAAUCUAAUGGAGAAGCUAUGAAAAUACAUAUCAGCGAACAGACGAAACAAUUGUUAGAACUGGGCAAGAAUUUCAUCACUGAAGAGAGAGGUGUCAUUGAUAUAAAGGGAAAGGGAUUGACAAAAACAUUCUGGCUGAUAGACGAAAUAUCAAGCAAUUUGGAAACAAUAAUGUUAUGAAAACGUAAAACCGUGUUGCAUGACACAAAACACUGUACGGGAUUUCUCGUUAAAAUUUGUACCUCACGCGGGUAGCAAAAAAACACAUAAAAAACCCCAAAAACAACAAACAAACAAAAACAAAUCAAUUACCAUUCCCUUCUGUACAUGCCUGAGGAAACGAAUACCAGAUAAAGUACAUGCAUUUUAUCCACAGUUCGAUCGUCACAUGGCACAAAUGGCGUGUAAAACAAAUCCGGGGUGACUUCUAUUGUCGAAAUAGAGAAAGAAAAAGCUGUUUUUGUUUUAAAUUUAUGUUUUUGGUAAAAGUCCAUUUCACUGUGACUUAAAGUAAUAUUUUUUCCGUGAAAUACGUCAAGAAAUAGUUGCCGGAAUUCAGUAAAAUAGAUGUUUUGCAUUUUCAGUUUUAAUAUACCCACGUUUUAUAUGUUU
Mercenaria mercenaria is the source of this 3441-nucleotide messenger RNA. Its product is annotated as atrial natriuretic peptide receptor 1-like. NCBI's taxonomy places the organism in Eukaryota, Metazoa, Mollusca, Bivalvia, Venerida, Veneridae. The transcript has 24 exons. Gene Ontology annotation, cellular component: membrane. The coding region runs from base 1 to 3009 and encodes 1002 amino acids. Gene Ontology annotation, biological process: intracellular signal transduction; protein phosphorylation; cGMP biosynthetic process. The record is from RefSeq and is a predicted model, not a curated record. Gene Ontology annotation, molecular function: protein kinase activity; guanylate cyclase activity; peptide receptor activity.